This is a messenger RNA of Drosophila gunungcola (fruit fly), 2098 nucleotides long. Its product is annotated as xenotropic and polytropic retrovirus receptor 1 homolog. Gene Ontology annotation, molecular function: inositol hexakisphosphate binding. The record is from RefSeq and is a predicted model, not a curated record. The transcript has 6 exons. Lineage: Eukaryota; Metazoa; Arthropoda; Insecta; Diptera; Drosophilidae. The coding region runs from base 106 to 2052 and encodes 648 amino acids. Gene Ontology annotation, cellular component: Golgi apparatus; plasma membrane; cytoplasm. Gene Ontology annotation, biological process: phosphate ion transport; cellular response to phosphate starvation.
UCAUCGUUUUUCUAGAUUUUAUUUACAGAUCGUAUUAGAAGUAGACUUUAUUGUCAAAUAAUCUGAGCUUACAAAAAUAUCAGAACUAAAACCUUACGAAUAAAAAUGAAGUUUGGCAAGACCCUUGAGACUCUUAUGGUAGCCGAAUGGCGGUAUCAGUACAUGAACUACAAUGAACUGAAGUUUAUGAUAUUGAAUGCCGUGGAGAAAACUCCUGAUUCUAACCGGGCAAAUAGUGCAGUGAUAGCCGCUUAUUACAACGAUUUUGAGGCGCUCUUUUUCAGAACCUGCCAUGAGGAGCUGAACAAGGUAAAUGAUUUCUUUGCCUACAAACAGGCGGAGGCGCACCGCAAGUUGGCCAGCCUGAACUAUCAGCUAUCACUCCUGGCCCGUCGUCAACAGGAUCCUCGAGGAUCGCAGUCGACAUCACGGGCAUCGAUCUCGUCGAGGAGCCGCCAGCUGGAGCACAACCGUCAGAAGCCGCCAGAAAGCAAACUUCGGCUGGCCAUGAGCGAGUUUUAUCUAAGCCUUAUUAUGCUCCAGAAUUACCAGACGCUAAACAUGACAGCCUUUCGCAAGAUAUGCAAAAAGUAUGACAAGAAUCUAAAAUCAGGUGCUGGAUUUUCUUGGUACGAGCGUUUCGUCAUUAGGGCGUCCUUCUCCAUCGACACGCGUCUCGAUCGGAUGAUUACCACCGUCGAGGAUCUGUAUACGGAGUACCUGGCCAAUGGAGAUCGAUCCAAGGCGAUGGCCAAACUCCGAGUACCUCCCUUGGGUCAACCCACUGCACCCGGUCACGUUUUCUGCGCAGGACUCUUUCUCGGACUUUUUGUGGUGACCGCCAUCAUUUGUCUGAUCUCGUAUUUUUGCCUUGAUCUGAGCCCAGAGUUUCGUUUUAUGUUUGCCAGCCUGUUUAGAGGACCCAUAGCAGGUGUGACUUUUGGCUUUUGUCUGGUACUCAAUAUAAAAGUCUUCGAGAAAGUGGGCAUCGACCAUGUUUUGAUUUUCGAAGUGGAGCGAAGGAACGCAUUGAGUGCCAUGCGAGCCUUGGAAAUGGUUGGUUUCUUUGGAUACCUCAGCGCUCUAAGCGUUUUGCUUUAUUUGCUCCACAAAGAGUUCUUCAUAAGUGAUCCGUAUUACAUACCACUUGUCCAGUUGGCAGUUGCGGUUGUGCUGUUCCUCAAUCCCAUACCCAUUUUUUUCUACUCGGCCAGGAUUUGGCUGAUGACCACAUUGGGUCGCAUUCUUUUGGCGCCAUUUUUCUUUGUGAAAUUCGUGGACUUCUGGGUGGCCGAUCAGUUUACUUCGCUGGUAAUUUGCUUAGUCGAUCACUAUCAUCUUAUAAGGUUCAAUGUAAGAUACUUUCUGGAUCGGAGCGAUGCCUUCGACUUUGAGCCCGACUACGCGGUGGCCGUCAUUCGUUGCCUUCCCGCAUGGUUUCGAUUUUGCCAGAGUCUUCGUCGAUUCAGGGACAGCGGAUCCAAGUCCACGGACUAUCUGAUAAAUGCACUAAAGUACUUCCUGGCCAUGAUGGAGGUUAUCGUUUCAACAGCCCAAAUGGAAACGAUUGGCAAGUACAGUAAUCUUUUAGAGAAUCCCUGGACUUGGGCCUAUAUAAUGAUAUGCGUUGUUUCGUCGAUAUACUCUUUGCUAUGGGAUUUCCUAAUGGACUUUGGUUUAUUUAGAGUGUGGAAGGGCGAGAACCUAUUUCUGCGUGACAAUCUAGUCUAUCCCAAGUGGUUCUACUACCUUGUGAUUGUGGAGAACACACUGUUGCGAUUAGCUUGGACCUUGGAGUUUGUUCUGGUCCAUCAGGAAUUGGUGGCUCCCUACAAUGCCAAAUCGAUUGUGUGUUUUAGCGAGAUAGUGCGACGCUUCGUUUGGAACUUUUUGCGCCUGGAGAAUGAGCAUUUGUAUAAUUGCGGGCAAUUUAGAGCCACACGGGACAUAUUCGUAACCAGAUUGGAUCCGCAGGAGGAAAGAUUUUUGGAGGAUAUGAUGGAUGGCUCAGAUGACUUGGCGAUGGACAAGCUGGAUAAAAAGUAUUUCUAAGAUGCAACUUUUCACUUGAUUUGUGCUUAAAUGGGGUUUUCCUUUC